AUGUUCCUGCCGUGGAUCUCCAAGUGCGACCUUGUGCCGACGUCUGCCGACUCGUAUGUGCUCAAGAAAUUCUCGGAAAAAUGCCAGCGCGGAAUGUGCUCCAUGGUCGUGAGUUCCCUCACGGAGGAGGGCGUGGACGUGAUGGCAGUUCUUCCCAGUGGCCACCAUAUCCGAUGGGCCAUGGAGGUCCUGGGCCACUCAUUCGCGCUGCCUAUGGACGACUCGGACGUCAUUUCUGGCUCUCUGGGCGUCUACCAGCGCUGGCUCGGGGUAGACGAAGAGGCGAAAGGCGGAAAAGACCAGCGGCCUGCUUGUAUGCAAAAGGUGGAGCAGACGUUCAUUCAGGACGUGCUGGGACAAAUGACACUGCUUUUUGAAGAGCGCUCGAGCAACGGUAUCCCGAGCGGAAUGGCAGAAAGCAACUUGGCUACACACGUGGAGCUGUGCACGAAAGUACUGGAGACUUUCGAUGCUCUCGUGAAGCACCGAGGGACACAGCUGUCCACGUCGACGUGGGAUCGGCUGAUCCGACUAGUUCUUGGGGCAGCGGACGGGCUACUGCAUAAUCUGCGCAAUCAAUUGGGCAACCACUUAUGUGGCCAGCUCGUGCGACUUUUGUUCGAAGUGUACCUGCGGUCACUGCCGCAAUGUGGACCACGAGGAGAACUGUGGGGUCUGCUGCAAAAGUUCUGUCGACGAUGGAUUCAUCGGACGCUCGUGAUUGAGCAAUGGAAUGCGGUCACGCUUGGACUUACACGGAGCAUGAUGCGGCAGAUUCGCGACCAGAACGCGACUAAAGAGAUUGAAAUCAAUUGGGCAGACAAUCGACAGCCUUUCAAGUUUGAGUUAGAAAGCCCCAUGCUUGCCUAUGCGUGGUACCGUCUUCUCCGUGUGAUCGGUCACCCUUCUGCGAUUUUUGACCCGGACGUGUACCUUGCUGCUGUGAAAGGGGUGAGUCGACUUUCUGACGAGUUUGCGAGCAUCGAAAAGGUGCCUCGCGUUCAGUGGGAGCACGUGUUGGGUGCACUGAACCAAGCGCCGAACCGCGACAGCCCAACGUUCCAAGGAGUGCAGAACGAUGAUGCCGAUCCGACGAACGACCUGUCCACAACAGCCACUCCGAAAACCGUGGAGCAACCGCGAGCUCCGCCUGAUCUCAACUCGAUCCUACGGCUGCUCGGGCCAUGGUUGUUUGACGCCUGCUUGACUCGCAAGCCACACUUUGCCGCUGGUCGUAGCGAGGCUCUUCGAUGUCUCGGGAAGCUCUUGUGUCAUUACUCCAGUGGCCGUUCGAAACGUGUCAACUGGGCUUUCAGCGUUCGCAGUUUGAUGGCUCUACAGAACGCUCUGCUUGACGAUGACGAACGCAUUGCAGCUUCCGCAGUGUUCAACUGGUCAAACGUGUUUAGUUUGUACGGAAACCACACGCUACGUGGUGCCGGUGUUGUUGCAGGUCCAUUUCAUCAGGCUAUUGAGCGCGUAUUCCGUACUGCGGAACGUAAGAACAUGCCGUCUUCCUCGUCUACAAAACCCGACGGCCGUCGUGGCGGUGACUCGUUCUUUAUUUUGGACGAUCAGCACGUUGGAGGAAUCCCGAUUGUGCUACUCCGGCGAGCGUGCAUUGAAGCCUGUAGCUCCCUCCUUACCAUACAUACCCAUGUUCCAAUUGCGAUGAUCAAAGAUGCUGAGCAAGAGAUUGUAGCACCGUCAAUGGCCGAUAUUCCAGGGCUGUAUUCCAGCUUACCGAAGUACACCAGCUCGAACGUUGUCGCCUUAUUAAUGACUGCGAUUAAGACUGAGACGGACCCGACGAAUCAACAGAUGAUGAUGUGGAUCUUGACGGUAGCCAUUCAGCAGGAGGCUGCUCUUUGGGCGAGUGGCUUGGCGUCGAGUCGCAACUCUCAAGUACCUUUUACAAUCUUGCUGAUCAGCUCUAUCAUCAGCAAGUCGCAAAAGUACCAGCCACCGGUGCUGUUCACCGCGUUUGAUUGUCUGCGUCAUUUAUCACUGGUAUGCGAGGAAGUCUUCUUCCACCAUGCGAACUCGGUUGUCCACUUGGUGAAUACGUGCUGCGAUUUUAUUAGCAAUAAUGCGCCGGUUCUGCGCUCUAGGACGGCGCCGUUCUAUCUGGACAGUCUCAUGGCAGCAGCAUACCAUUGCAUCAUCGAAUGGAUUGUAGCAGCGCCUUUGCUGUUAAACAAGCAACAAGUUAUUGCGAAGAUCAUCACAACCAUUGUAGACGGUAACGAGCGGUUCCAGUCUCUGACCGCCGAUACUACGAACAUGGCGGCGCGCGAGGCUGCCCAGAAACUGGUGAACAUGCUGAUGAAACAUCACUGCUCACACACGAGUAUUGUCGGUUCCAUCGGUACGCACUACUCGGGUUUGACGGAAAAGUCUGUGCUAGCACAGUUGUGUGAUCUGAAAGACGGGUCCGACAUCCACCGUCAUUGCCGCUUCUUCUCCGUGAACAAAAAUUCCGUCUUGACGGUGAUCGAGAAACCUGCAAAUGCGGUAGAAUCAGGCGAAGCAAUUCUAAUUAUGCGAGACUCUACCGGUCGUUAUGUCUGGCGGUCCAAGCCCCGGUACCGCGACGGCCCGCGCCUUAAGAACGUAGCUGAGUUCGAGGACUUUCAUGAAGACUCCAAUACGCGAGCGCUUAGUAACCUUGAUUGUGAUUCUGAAGCGAAUACUCACGAGAAUAGUGACGACUACGAUACUGAAAGCGACGAGGAAGAGCAUGUGGAAGACCCGCUACUUGCCGCAAUCCGUGACACUCAUGCAAAGACUCCCAUGACAAGCUGGCGUUCUUCUCCUGACGGCGGGGCAGAGACUAGCUCGGCUUUGAUGGAAAUUUUACCGGGUGAAGGCAACACGGGGAUGAGCUCGAUUGAGAAGAAAGCUUUAGCUGGUCGUGAUGAUACCCGAAGUACUCAGGACGCUGUGUUCAUGAGUUUGCUCGUGGCGCAGAGCCAGGAGGACAAGCGUGCUUCUAAGCCAAAGGGUUCUGCGCGUGGCGUGAGAUGCUGCAAACCAACGCCACCUGAGAAAGAUGCUGCACUUCAGACGUGGGAAGUAUCACGGAGGAUGAUGAGUGAAUUAGGUUUUCUGUCGGUUGGCAACUGGGGUUCCGUAUUCGCGAUGGAUGCAACCGCGGCUACUGAUUUUCUCCGUGACCUGGAAACGCUGGAUAAACUUCCAGAACGCGAAACACUUGAUAUUUCUGUUGCCUAUACGUUUGCUGGAACUUCUCGAGGGGGUUACGACCAAAUCCAUCUAGCCACCUCGACAGACGUACGAGCUGGUUACGUUGAACUGUCAAAAGACUACCAGCUCUUUCUCUCGUCUCUCGGUGAACAAGUCGACGGCCACUGCCGCAAAGGAUACUGUGGCUAUGACGCUGAUUCUGCAAAGGGCCGAAUACUUCACUACGCGCACUACAGCCACGAGGCAUACAUCUACGUGCCGACCCUACUGGUAGAAGGAGAGGAAAGCGGUAGCGACAGCGACAGUGAAAGUGAUGCAGAAGACACUGAAGGGACGAAUGCGAGGAUGUUGUUUCAGCACGCGAAUGUGCUCAUCGUUUGGAAUGAGUGUCAGCAGACGUAUCGUCCAGGGAGCGUGUUGUGGGACGCGGUAUUCAAGCUACCUGUGCCUACGUCAGGAGUAGUGUUGAUCAUCGAUCCACUGGGCAAUGAUCUGUACUGCGUCCACGUUAGCCACGAAUCGUCACCGUUGUUCAACCAACGCGACGUGAUUGCAAACCAGGAGGACAGCUUCGUGGAUGAAGCCGAUGUUUACACUAGCCGCGUGCUUGGUCCGUUGCUGGAUGGCAUGGUAGUCAACGGUGCUUGGUUGGCCCCACUCGUCCGUCAGACGGCCAUCAACGCUUCUAUCCUUUCACGCUCUUUCCAUCGCUACCAGUACGAUAUUGGUGCUGUUUCAUCUUCCCCUGUAGGUGCCGAAGCCAAUCGCAGCAAGGUGAUUUUCUCAUUUGUGGAAAAGUACAUGCACCCGAAACUUCCUGGCGAAUUCUACGGCGACCUGUUUGCGGACCUUACCAGCAAAAGCUAA
Molecule: messenger RNA, 4074 nt
Organism: Peronospora matthiolae
Lineage: Eukaryota; Oomycota; Peronosporomycetes; Peronosporales; Peronosporaceae
Source: the annotation of a GenBank genome assembly